AUGAAGGCCUUCGCAUUCAUCGUCGGCGUUAUCGCCUCCGUCGCCUCUGCUCAGCAAGCCACUCUCUGCAAGACCUACGAGUACUACUCCAGCAACGGCUAUGAGCUGAACAACAACCUCUGGGGCACCAGCGCCGCCACCGGAGGCUCGCAGUGCACCUACGUCGACAGCGUCAGCUCCACGGGCGCCAAAUGGCGCUCCAAAUGGAACUGGUCCGGAGGCCAGGACAACGUAAAGAGCUACGUCUACUCUGGACGUCAGUUCACCAAGAAGCCUGUUAGCCAGCUGAACAACAUGCAAACCGAGGCCUACUGGGUCUACGACACAAACAACAUCCGUUGCAACGUCGCAUACGAUCUCUUCACUGCCCAGGACAUCAACCACUCCACCAGCAGCGGAGACUACGAACUCAUGGUCUGGCUCGCCAGGUACAACGUCUACCCCAUCGGCACCUCUCAGGGCAUGGUCACCGUAGCUGGCCGCACCUGGGAACUCUGGUACGGACUCAACGGAUCGAUGAAGGUGUACAGCUUCGUUGCCCCCAGCGUCGUCAACAACUUCAGCGCCAACCUCAAGGAAUUUUACACCUGGUUGGCCAACAACAAGGGCUUUCCCAUCACUACCCAGAACCUCAUCACUUACCAGUUCGGUACUGAGGCUUUCACUGGUGGACCUGCUACGUUCACCGUGAACCAGUGGUCUGCCAACGCUUACUAAGUUUGUUUGUGGUACGGCGAAAACAAAAGCGCUGGUUGAUAUGACGCAUGACGCAUGACGUUCUUCUUCUGAGGCCUAGGAACUCUGUCACUACAUUUGGGCGACACUUCCAGCAAUGGCACCUUUCUUGUUGAUAUUAUUUUACAUACAUGAAUAUUUUAUGAAUCAAUGUAUAUACACAUACAUUUACAGCAUGAGCGCUACUCGGAAUGCCAUUGUGAAGUGCUUUUCGAAAACCCACGAAAAAGGAAAAUAACAGAGAUGUACAUACACAAACGUU
Messenger RNA from Pyrenophora tritici-repentis Pt-1C-BFP, 997 nucleotides. Its product is annotated as Glyco-hydro-12 multi-domain protein. NCBI's taxonomy places the organism in Eukaryota, Fungi, Ascomycota, Dothideomycetes, Pleosporales, Pleosporaceae. Gene Ontology annotation, biological process: polysaccharide catabolic process. Gene Ontology annotation, molecular function: cellulase activity. The record is from RefSeq and is a predicted model, not a curated record.